Molecule: messenger RNA, 1221 nt
Organism: Penicillium chermesinum
Lineage: Eukaryota; Fungi; Ascomycota; Eurotiomycetes; Eurotiales; Aspergillaceae
Exons: 5
Coding region: 1-1221 (406 amino acids)
Biological process (GO): oxalate metabolic process
Cellular component (GO): cell wall
Source: RefSeq, a predicted model, not a curated record
AUGCAUCUCCAAAGUCUCUUGGCAUUUGGUCUUCUCUCAUCGUCUGUCUUGGCUGCUCCCAGCAAUCAGCAGCGUGAUUCUGACGACCCGCAGCCCAUCAGUGGUAGCAAGGGUGCUCCUAUCUUAGGUGGUACCGAUCCUGCCCAGGAUGCUGAGAACCCUGAUCAGUUCCGUACCAGCAGCACUGAUAACGGCUUUGUGCCUAACGUCAAAUGGAGCUUCUCGCAGUCUCAAACCAAGCUCUUUCCCGGAGGCUGGUCUCGCGAGCAGGUCAUACAGGAUCUUCCGCAGAGCCACGAUAUUGCGGGUGCUCAACAGCACCUAAAGAAAGGCGCCAUCCGUGAAUUGCACUGGCACCGAACGGCCGAAUGGGGCUUCGUUUACAACGGCUCCCUUCUCCUCACUGGUGUGGACGAGAAUGGUGCUUUCACCACCGACACCCUUGAAACUGGAGAUAUUUGGUAUUUCCCCAAGGGCGUUGCCCACAAUGUUCAGGGCUUGGAUGAUGAGAACGAGUACCUUCUCGCCUUUGAUGAUGGAGACUUUGAAAAAAUUGGAACAACCUUUAUGGUAACUGACUGGAUUACCCACACACCCAAAGAUGUCCUUGCCAAAAACUUUGGCGUCAGCCCUGAUGUAUUUGCGAACGUCCCCACCAAGUUCCCCUACAUUCUGAACGGAACUGUGAGUGCCGACGCAGCCAAGACUCCAGAGGGGACUCUGAAGGGCAACAGCUCGUAUGUCUACCACACGUACAAGCACCCAUCAGAGCCUGUGCCUGGGCACGGCGGUACUCUCCGCAAGAUUGAUUCCCGCAACUUCCCCAUCUCGCAGACUAUUGCUGCUGCUAUUGUCGAACUGGAGCCGAAGGGCCUCCGUGAGCUUCACUGGCAUCCGAACGCCGAGGAAUGGCUCUACUUCCACCAGGGCCAGGCUCGUGCCACCGUCUUCAUCGGCUCUUCCAAUGCCCGAACGUUCGACUUCGUUGCUGGUGACACUGCUGUCUUCCCGGACAACUCGGGGCACUACAUCGAGAAUACCUCUGAGACCGAGAAGCUAAUUUGGAUCGAACUCUACAAGAGUGACCGAGUUGCCGAUAUUUCCUUGGCGCAGUGGCUUGCACUCACCCCACCGGAUGUCGUUGCUGAUGUCUUGAAGAUAGAUAUUGAUGUAGUCAGGCAGAUCAAGAAGCAGAAGCAGAUUUCUGUUAAAGGUAAAUGA